UCUCCUUUUUCUUCAUUUUUAGGGAAGAAAGCUCGGACUUUCGACCUCGAAGCCAUGUUUGAGCAAACGAGAAGAACUGCGGUGGAGAGGAGCAGGAAGGUCUUGGAGGCUCGUGAAAGAGAGAAGGAAGAACAGGCUGAAAAAGAGUUUAGAAGUCCAUGCAUUGAUUCAUCAGCUUCAGCAUCCAGUGCAACAGGAGCUGGGUCCACAGUAACCCAAAGAGAGACAUCCUGUAGUGAAAAUGAAGAUAGCUCAGAUGAAGAAUUAACUGGUCCUUCCAUGCAAUCCCAGACUUUUGCUCAAGGUCCAGCUGAGGAUACUGAUGAUGAUGAUGAUGAAGAUGAUGAAUUCAUUGGGCCACCACUUCCGCCUGGGUUCAAGGAUAGUGAUGACGAUAAUGACAGUGAUGAUAGAGAGGAGGAAGAUAACAACCCUGUCAAGAAAAUUCCAGAUUCUCAUGAAAUUACACUCCAACAUGGGACAAAAACAGUUUCUGCUUUGGGGUUGGAUCCUUCAGGUGCCCGUUUGAUAACUGGUGGAUAUGACUAUGAUGUUAAAUUUUGGGAUUUUGCUGGAAUGGAUGCCUCUCUCCAAGCUUUUCGGUCACUCCAGCCUUGUGAAUGUCACCAAAUCAAGUCUUUACAGUAUAGCAGCACAGGAGAUGUCAUUCUUGUUGUCUCUGGUAACUCUCAGGCAAAAGUUCUUGACAGAGAUGGCUUCCCAGUAAUGGAAUGCAUAAAAGGAGACCAAUACAUUGUGGACAUGACAAACACAAAG
Messenger RNA from Pelecanus crispus (Dalmatian pelican), 777 nucleotides. The record is from RefSeq and is a predicted model, not a curated record. Lineage: Eukaryota; Metazoa; Chordata; Aves; Pelecaniformes; Pelecanidae.